AUGCUGCAGCUGCUGGUUCUGGUCGGGGUUCUGGUUCUCGGACUUUACCUCCUUCUCCUCGUGACCGUUCUCAGAAUGCCGAGGUGUAAAAGUGACGCGAGGUUACGCGGGAAAACUGUCAUCGUCACCGGUGAGUUCAGGAGAACCUGAGACUCUGCAGAGUCACGGAGGAAAAAUGAGAAAUAUGUGUUUGAAACAGCUGAUGAUGAUGAUGAUGAUGAUGAUGAUGAUGAUGAUGAUGAAGAGACAGGAGAGGAGAGUGUUUUUCUGUUUAGAGUCUGAACUUUAUGUUUCCACUUUAGGUUAUAAAAACAGGACCAACAGCUGACAUGAAUAAACAGUCAUGGUCUUAUUGAGGUCUGACAGCUGCUGUAAGAGCAGGAUUACCUCUGAAUAAUGCUGAGUCAGGUGUGUGGGAUCUUGUUCUCCUUCUAUGACCCACAUUAGAGGGUCACUGAAGCCGGGUCCACUUCUGUAGAAGAACCGUUAAAGGUCCAAACUCAGGGCUGUUGUUCUGGAACAGGCUGUAACUUCUGCAGCGUUACCUCAGAGUCAAACACAGCUGGUCAAAGUGCGUCUGUGGAUCAGGGGGUCAAACAGACACGGCUGUUACUCCUGAUCAAACAGAGUCCUAAAGACACCGUAUUCAAACAUGACAAAGGUCGAUCAGCUGACAUGUAAAGGUGUUCUCAGGUUAUAACAGACCACCUGUCAUCUUCAGGAGCGAACACAGGCAUCGGUAAAACCACGGCGAUGGACCUGGCGAGGAGGGGGGCGAGGGUGAUCAUGGCCUGCAGAGACAAGGGACGAGCGGAGGGCGCCAUCAAGGACAUCGUAAAGGUGAAGACAAAUACAGUCGAAGUUCAUGUCCUCGAACUCUGAAGGUUCAUGUCUGAUGUAAACGAGAAGGUCAGAUGUUAGAUCAGGUGUUCCUCUCGGCUCUCUGCCCGGUCCUCCUCACUUCAGCGUAAAACUCUCACAACACAGAAGUUCAUCUUUUUUAUGAAGUACUGAUAAAUUGAACCUCAUUUAUUUCUCUGUUAAUUUGGAGGUUACGUCUGGUGUACCUCAGGGUUAUAAGCUGGGACCUUUUUACUUAUAACAAUAUUAAAUCUCUCUGAGGAAAAGAAAGAGAAUUAACCCUCAUUUUCAGGUUGAAUUAUUCAUGUUUCAGCUCCGAUUAUCAGCCUGUUAAACCUUAUUUUAAAAUGUGAAAUUCCACAGUUAUAUUUGGUGAACCUCAGGGACAUAAACUCGGUCCUCUUCACGUCUGAAUCCAACAUCUGUGGACAGUUUGACCAAAGAUGAGCUGUUGUGUGUUGCUCUGUCGCCGUGCAAGUUUACAUUUUUUUAUCAUAGAGAGAGUAAAAAAUAAAGUAAGAAUAAAAUAAAAAUAAAGUUAAAAUAAAAUAAUAAUAAAAUAACAUAAAAACAAAGUAAAAAAAAGUGAAAAUAAAACAAAAAUAAAGUAGAAAUAAAAUAAAAAUAACGUUAAAAAUAGGAUAAAAUAAAAUUAGAAUUAAAUAAAAGUAAAAUUAAAAUUAAAUAAAAAUAAAGUAAAAAUAAAGAAGAAAUAAAAUAAUAACAUUAAAACAUAAUUAAAAUAAAGUAAAAAUAAAAAUAAAGUAAAAAUAAAAUAAAGUAAAAAUAAAAAUAAAGUAAAAAUUAAAUGAAAAUAAAAUAAAAUAAAAAUAAAGUAAAAAUAAAAUAAAGAGUGUAAUCACUAACAGGAACCUAAAACAGAGAAAAAACCCUUCCUCUGUUUUUUCAUGUUUCUAUCCCAUCUCUCUUUCCUUCGUGUUCAGGAGACCGGCAGUAACCAGGUGAUCUUCAUGCAGCUGGACCUGUCCAGUCUUCAGUCUGUUCGCUCGUUUGCCGAGAACUUCCUCCAGUCUGAGUCCAGAUUAGAUCUGCUCAUCAACAACGCCGGUGAGAUACCCUCCCUCAUGAGUGAAGGAACAGAAGGUCCUCUGUGUUCAGUGAUUUUUGGACGUGUUCGUCUGCGACAUGAAUAACAAGGUUCUCUUUGACCAACAGUUAUUAAACAGGGCGUCAUUUGACUGUUUAAUCGUGUUUCUUAUAUAAAUCUGAUGUAAGUUCUUAUCUAAAGGUCAGAACCAGAUUUCACAGCUAAUCCAGAACGUUUCUUCACCUCCUCUGACCCCACAGACUCACACUGACUUUGGUUUCUGCUCCUUUAGUUUCUUUAAUGUGAGGUUUCCUCUGAAGACAGCCUCCAGUGGACACUCCAGGUACUGCAGUUUACGACCCCCGCUGUCUCUGUCUCCAGGUAUCAUUUUGGGCGGGAAGACGGAGGACGGCUUCGGGACGAUUUUCGCCGUCAAUCACCUGGGUCACUUCCUGCUGACCGUGUUGCUCCUGGACCGGCUGAAGGCGAGCGGGCCGAGCCGGGUCGUGACGGUGUCCUCUACGGGUCACAAGGCCGGGAAGGUGGAUUUCAACUGUCUGACGACGCACAAAGACUUGAGUUUGGGCGACAACGACUUCCAGGUGUUCCAGAAAUACUGUCACAGCAAACUGUGUAACGUCCUGUUCACCGUCGAGCUCGCCAAGAGGCUGCAGGACACCGAGGUCACCUGCUACAGCCUCCAUCCAGGUACGUUCACAUCCACCCGUUAUUCAACGCCGCCACAGAGUCCACGAUCAAAUUUAACACGUUAACUCUUUCCUCUCCUCUCUGCUCAGGAGUCAUCAAAACGGAGCUCGGGCGUCACACCGGCUUCUGGUGGCGGUUUGUGGUCACGCCCCUGGUCUCCCCCUUCUUAGUGGACGCAGAGGCCGGGGCUCAGACCACGCUCCACUGCGCCCUCGAGCCGGGCAUCGAACACCUCAGCGGGCACUACUUCUCCCGCUGCGCGCCGCUGGUUAACCUGAAGGCGAGAGACGAGGCGGCCGCCAAGAAGCUGUGGGAGCUCAGCGAGAGUUUCUGCGGUCUGUCCUGA
Messenger RNA from Xyrichtys novacula (pearly razorfish), 2963 nucleotides. NCBI's taxonomy places the organism in Eukaryota, Metazoa, Chordata, Actinopteri, Labriformes, Labridae. The record is from the annotation of a GenBank genome assembly.